Molecule: messenger RNA, 927 nt
Organism: Linum tenue
Lineage: Eukaryota; Viridiplantae; Streptophyta; Magnoliopsida; Malpighiales; Linaceae
Source: the annotation of a GenBank genome assembly
AUUGCCUUGUUGGUAUUUUUGUAGAUUAAAGGAAGAGCUGAACGCAUAGAGAGAAAGAGGAGGCCGGCGCCGGUCGGCAUGUGGAGCCUGUACGGAUGGCUGUUCAACUUCAUCUUCCUUAUAGCAGUUAUUAGCAUCAUCGGCUACGAGUUAAUGUGCCUCACGGAUCUGGAGUUCGAUUACAUAAACCCGUACGAUUCAGCUCGCCGGAUAAACAUGGUGGUGUUGCCGGAGUACAUUACCCAGGCGGUGUUGUGCCUGUCCUUUCUGUUGACCGGCCACUGGGUGUUGUGCCUCAUCUCGGUGCCUUACCUUUACUUCAAUCUCACGCUCUACUUGCAGAGGAAGCACUUGGUUGAUGUGACGGAGAUAUAUAACCAGCUGAGCAAGGAGAAAAGCCAGAGGCUUUUCAAGCUGGGCUAUCUCGUCAUUCUAUUAGUCCUUUCUUUGUUCUGGUUGCUUUGGACCAUCGCAGGGGAGGAAUUUGAUUAAACUUUGACAAAACCAAGAUGGAGACAUAAACUGCUUGCUUGGUUGGAUACUACUUUCAGGGCUUCCACCGCAACCUGGUUUAAGUUAAGCUCUCGAAGAAACAAGCAUUUGGAUGAUGUCAAACCUUUGUCUGUCUUUUCGGUCUUAUUAGGUUAAGUCGCUUCUAAUUUGUACUCUUAUUAUAGGCGUUCCUUUUAUCCAUGAAUGGUCUUUAACCAAGCUAGUUAGAAGAAUUCGGGCCUGUUUUGUGUGUUGCUUUUGGUUUCGGAGCAGAUACUAAUAGGUUUCAAGCAAUUCCAUGAAAUUUCUUGUGGGGUGGAAGGUUUAACUGUCGAGCGGAUCUUUCUUUACUUGCGGCAAUAGAGAGAACUUAGCUUGUUGACUCAACUUAAAGUUAUGCAACUAAAGUAGGUGGGAGUUGUGGAUGUAGGAGGA